Molecule: messenger RNA, 435 nt
Organism: Aphanomyces invadans
Lineage: Eukaryota; Oomycota; Saprolegniomycetes; Saprolegniales; Verrucalvaceae
Exons: 1
Coding region: 1-435 (144 amino acids)
Source: RefSeq, a predicted model, not a curated record
AUGGGCAAGAAAAAGGAGUUGGAAGUCAAGGAUAUCAAGAAGACAGAGCGUGCGGCAGUGGCAAGCGGGAAGGACACCCAGCUCAACAAGAACGUUUUAAAGCGGGAAAAGUCGAGUCAAGUUCAAAAAGUCGACUUUAGCUCGAUUCAUUAUCUUGACCAACCGGAUUGCGAAAACCUCGACGCUAUCCGAACAAGCCUCAUCGAAAAAGUCCAAGCAGCCAAGAGCGUCAACGAGCGAGUCCGGCGCGACUUGGAUUGUAUAAAUAGCCGGUGCAACAGUGAACGAAUUAAGUGCGUUCUAGACGAACUUAGCCGGCUUCAAGCACACUUCACCUUUUGGACCGAAUUUUUGACAGAAGGAAUUGACGGGGUUUUACAUCCACAGAUCGAAGAAGAAAAACCGAAGUCGCCUGAGUGGUUUAAGUUGAAUUAA